AUGAGAAGUAAGAAGAUGAUUGAAUGUUUUGCCUUAAUGCUUGUACUGUGUUCAUGUUGGAGUUCUGUCAAUGCCCAACUCAAUUCAACAUUUUAUGAUGAGACAUGUCCGGGGGUUUUCUCCACAGUGAAAGCAGCUGUAAAACAGGCAAUCGCCAACGAAACACGAAUGGCUGCAUCCUUGCUUCGCCUUCACUUUCAUGACUGUUUUGUUAACGGGUGCAAUGGAUUGAUAUUACUGGACGAUGCAGUCAACUUUAUGGGAGAAAAGACCGCAGGUCCAAACAACAAUUCUGUGAGAGGAUUUGACGUGAUAGACACCAUUAAGGCUCAAGUGGAAGCAAAUUACAGUGGAAUUGUCUCCUGUGCUGAUAUUUUGGCCAUUGUAGUUCGUGAUUCAGUGAUUUUGCUU
Cryptomeria japonica (Japanese cedar) is the source of this 411-nucleotide messenger RNA. Its product is annotated as peroxidase 67-like. NCBI's taxonomy places the organism in Eukaryota, Viridiplantae, Streptophyta, Pinopsida, Cupressales, Cupressaceae. Gene Ontology annotation, molecular function: peroxidase activity; heme binding. The record is from RefSeq and is a predicted model, not a curated record. The annotation marks the transcript as partial. Gene Ontology annotation, biological process: response to oxidative stress. The transcript is spliced from 3 exons.